UCGCAUGGUGGCAAGUCGUGAAAAUUCGCGAAAAUCAUUGCAGUGUGAAUUGUUAAUUGUGCCCCGUCAGUUCGAUUUUCACGUGCGCGAGUAAAAAAGAAAAUAAAUAUGCUGAGGAGUAUCGUUACAGACUUACCUGCAUUCUGCAGAAGUGCUAACAAUGUAGCUCCCAAGAUAUCGAGACAUUAUGCAACAGAAGCGACAUUCAAGAUUAUGCCAUAUCGUCUUCACAAGUUCCAAAGUGGUCCCAAGGAGGAAGCAACUGUGACUCGCGACGAUGCCAUAAAAAUGUACAAGAAUAUGCAAACGAUAAGGCGCAUCGAGACGGCGGCUGGGAAUCUCUACAAGGAGAAAAUUGUCCGUGGCUUCUGUCAUUUGUACUCAGGACAGGAAGCUUGUGCUGUUGGAAUGCGUUCCGCAAUGAGGCCAGCCGAUUGCAUAAUCUCUGCCUAUCGCGUCCACGGCUGGACGUAUUUGAUGGGUGUCUCCAUAGCUGGAGUCCUGUGCGAACUAACAGGACGCAAGACAGGAUGUGCCCGUGGCAAGGGUGGCUCAAUGCACAUGUACAGCAAGAACUUCUACGGUGGCAAUGGGAUUGUAGGAGCACAAAUUCCCCUCGGAGCUGGCGUAGCUCUGGCCAAUAAGUACAAAGGAAAUGGUGGUGUGUGCUUUGCCCUCUACGGCGACGGAGCUUCCAAUCAGGGUCAAGUUUUUGAGGCCUACAACAUGAGCCACCUGUGGAAAGUCCCGUGUAUUUUUGUCUGCGAGAACAAUGGCUACGGCAUGGGAACAAGUGCUGAGAGAUCUUCCUCAAACACCGCAUACUACACACGUGGUGAUGCCCUUCCUGGGAUCUGGGUUGAUGGGAUGGAUGUUCUUGCUGUAAGAGAGGCUACGCAGUUUGCAAUUGAUUAUGCCACAAAGACGGGACCACUAGUGAUGGAAGUCUUCACAUACCGCUACUCCGGACAUUCAAUGUCCGAUCCGGGAACGAGCUAUCGCACAAGGGAUGAGGUUCAGGAGGUGCGACAGACAAAAGAUCCAAUUAUGCUGUUCAAGAAUAAAAUCACCGAGUCAGGAUUAGUGUCGGCAGAUGAGAUAAAAAAAUUCGACGCCGAAAUCAAGAAGGAGGUUGAUGCUGCCACCGCCCUUUCAAAAUCCGACACCGAAAUCGAACUCAAGGAGCUCACCACAGACAUCUAUUCGGCCAACAUUGAGCCCAAAGUACGCGGCACCCACGUGAAUCAGCAAUUCCCCCAUGCAUCCCUCAAGAGAGCCGUCAACUUGUAAAAGGGACAUGGACGCCGCAGUUCCCUCCCAUGAAAAUUUCUUCUCACCAACAUGUUAAUUAAAUUUUCUUGUUAACAUAUACAAAUACAACUCCUCUAUGUACAUAGUGGAAGCUUGCCAGAGGAGAGUGAUGUUUACAAUUUUGGUGAGUCUAAAUAGAGAGCAUGAGUGCCGGAGACUUAGAAA
Messenger RNA from Lutzomyia longipalpis, 1476 nucleotides. Its product is annotated as pyruvate dehydrogenase E1 component subunit alpha, mitochondrial-like. Gene Ontology annotation, cellular component: intracellular membrane-bounded organelle. NCBI's taxonomy places the organism in Eukaryota, Metazoa, Arthropoda, Insecta, Diptera, Psychodidae. Bases 109 to 1290 code for a protein of 393 amino acids. Gene Ontology annotation, biological process: pyruvate decarboxylation to acetyl-CoA. The record is from RefSeq and is a predicted model, not a curated record. The transcript is spliced from 5 exons. Gene Ontology annotation, molecular function: pyruvate dehydrogenase (acetyl-transferring) activity.